AUGUCACGUCACAGCGAAACCAUAAUGUCGGACGCCCACAACCUGUCGGACCAGUGCAGUUCUAACUCGUACAAGAUGAACGCCUUGCCGCCCAGACGGUCGUUCAAAGUCAUCCUGUUGGGGGACUCCGGUGUGGGGAAAUCUUCGCUGUUCGCCAGGUUUAACGGUGAUAGCUUCACGGAGGCAACCUUCGCCACGCUGGUACAGGUGGGGAGCUGCAGACGUACCUUCCGAUUCGGAGACCGAGAAGUUACGCUGGAGUUGUGGGACACGGCAGGCACAGAGCGCAUGUUGUCCCUCACAGAAAACUACUACCACCACGCUGCCGCCGCCAUUUUUAUCUACGACGUGAACGACCAGGCCACCUUCCUCGGUGUCCAGUCCACCUGGGUGCCGUCCAUCCGCCGACGCGACCCCACCAUGACCACCUUCCUCGUAGGCAACAAGACGGACCUCGCUUCAUCUUCUUACGCCUUCGAAAACGUCACCUUGGACGAAGCGAAAAGAUAUGAGAAUUCCAUUCAGGACGACUUAAAAGUGGCGGGAAAUUUCCAAGUUUCUGUGAAAACUGAGGAGGGGGUUCACGAAUUGUUUGAGACUGUAGCAGAGGCCUUGUGUGGCGUAGUGAAGAGCGAGGAAAAGAAGGCAGACGAAACCAUUACGCUAAAACCAAAGAAUAAACAGAGAGUGUGGGACAAGUGUAAAUGUUAACAUUCAAUGUUCAGGUAUUCAUAUGUUACGAGGGACAGUUUUACUGGAUGAGGCGCUUGAUAUGCUGAGUGAUUUCG
Molecule: messenger RNA, 788 nt
Organism: Branchiostoma belcheri (Belcher's lancelet)
Lineage: Eukaryota; Metazoa; Chordata; Leptocardii; Amphioxiformes; Branchiostomatidae
Product: ras-related protein Rab-6.2-like
Exons: 2
Coding region: 1-711 (236 amino acids)
Molecular function (GO): GTP binding; GTPase activity
Source: RefSeq, a predicted model, not a curated record